This is a messenger RNA of Scheffersomyces amazonensis, 1518 nucleotides long. It is a transcript of the gene CRH12, whose product is annotated as Crh12p. Gene Ontology annotation, biological process: fungal-type cell wall organization; carbohydrate metabolic process. Bases 149 to 1393 code for a protein of 414 amino acids. The record is from RefSeq and is a predicted model, not a curated record. NCBI's taxonomy places the organism in Eukaryota, Fungi, Ascomycota, Pichiomycetes, Serinales, Debaryomycetaceae. Gene Ontology annotation, cellular component: fungal-type cell wall. Gene Ontology annotation, molecular function: hydrolase activity, hydrolyzing O-glycosyl compounds; glycosyltransferase activity. The transcript has a single exon.
UGCUACUGAUGUGCCAGGCGGUAAUUUCUGCUCGGUAAUGCAACCUUUUUUUUCGCGCGUACUGUUUAGGGACCCAUCAAUACAAAUUUCUUAGAUAAAUAUUUUUGCAAUCAUUUCUUUAUUGGCGUUAAAUCAGCAUUACCAUAAAAUGAUUGUUGGCUUGUCCUUAUUGUUGGCUUUUCUUGUUCCAUAUGUGGUGGGGUUAGAGGAGGAGUAUGAAGAUGAUGAGAUUCCUCCACCUUGCAAUCCUCUUAAGGACUCUACAUGUUUAGCUGUAGAUGUUUCCCUAGCAGGGUCAGUAUCAGAUCCUCUAACCUCGGAUACUCCUAAUUUCUUUGCGGCCACAGGGCCUGAUGGUAUAGACUUUAGUGAAGAAGGGAUGAAGUUUACUAUUGAAAAACGUUUUGAUAAUCCUUCCGCUGUAUCAGAUUUUUACAUACUCUAUGGUAAAGUACUGUUAGAUAUGAAGGCUGCUUCGGGUACUGGAAUAAUUAGUUCAUUCUAUUUACAAAGUGAUGAUUUAGAUGAAAUAGAUAUUGCUGAAGUUUUUGGAGGUGACAUUUAUGAAUACCAAACAAACUUUUUUGUUAAGGGUAAUACCACCACUUAUACUAGAGGCGGUUAUCAUCCACUUCUGGUAUCUCCUUUGGAAGAUUUCCACACAUAUGGAGUUGAAUGGACACCAGACCGAAUAGAAUGGACUUUUGAUGGAACAGUGACUAGAGUAUUAGACAAGGAAAACCCCGAAGGGUUCCCUUCAUCACCCAUGUUUAUUAAGAUUAGUCUAUGGUCAGGUGGUGAUCCUAAUAAUGAAGAAGGUACCAUAUUAUGGGCAGGAGGUAAGACAAAUUAUGAUUUAUUGCCUUUUUCAAUGUUUGUUAGAAACAUGAACGUUGUUGAUUAUUCCUCUGGAACAGAAUAUAUUUAUGGUAAUUCUGAUGAUGGAGGUUGGAUCAGUUUGACUGCGAAAAAGGGUCAAAUUUUUAAUGGACAUGAAAAGCAACAACGUCACCGAAAGAGUCAGACUCCAAAUGUUAUUAAAGUUCCGCCUGAAGAGAGUUCGAAUUCAAAUACGAUAUUGCAUGUAGGUAAGGAACACGAUCAAGCAGAAGACAUUAACGACGAAUACAAUGACAAUUCCAACAAUUAUGACAAUUCCAACAAUUAUGACAAUUAUGACUACGACUACGAAUACGAACUAGACUAUGAAGAAGAGGAAGAACUUCCCCAUAAGCCACCCACCCUUCAAACUCCAGAGAAAAGAUUCAUUCAGUUUUUCAAUGGCUCUAUUAACACUACAUCAGCCAACUUUUCCUUUCACCUUAAAUCCUCACUUUACCAACUAUUCCAUACUCUCAUAAUAGAAGGAUUAGUGUUUUGGAUUUUGUUAUGACAUACCCAGUGGUGGUGGUGGAGUGCGACUUUCGUCGUGCGCAACCCAUGCCGGCUUAAUUUACUCCGGCCCAGCGAAACCAUCGGAUGAUGAGCAUAACGUCGUUCUCCAUCACCAGAUUAUAU